GCAAUAGUAUUAGAUUCAUCUAAGAAUGCAUAUUUACGCAACCUUUUCCCUCCUUUUCUUCUUAAAUAGAUCCUUGAUGACCCCAAGGGGUGUAAUUUUUGUGCAGUGGAAACCGAAAAACAUAGACUUCACUCGAUCAUCAUUGUACUAUAAGGUAGCGAAACAAUGAAUCAAACAAUGGCAUCAGUGCAGCUUCGCAACUAACUCUUUAACAUAGCUAAGAAUUGCAUUUAUUUUUUGUAGCUUUUUUGGUAGCAGGUAGCGAAACACUGAGUCAAACAAUGGCAUCAGUGCAACAACACCGCAGUGCCACCCACUUCUCAGCCGGGAAGGCGCAAGCAUCAACCGGACAAGAAUCGAAGAAAGAGGCACAACAAGCUCAUGAUCUUCUCCUAGCAAAUAGCAAGGAGAAAGCAAAGGUGAGCCAAGAUGAACUAGUUUUAGUAACAGGAGUAAUGAAGAAUCUCCAACCAUGUGGAAUAAUGCUUAACAAGUCCCAUGAUUGGAAAGGCCAAUUCAUAGCCAAGCCACCCGAUAAGACGAUUGGUGAACACGCGAGUGGUGCGUUCGUGCACCAAGGCGCACCGUGGCAAGGGAACCUCCCGGUGGUGGUUGGGUCUAAGGGUUCGAUGAUUUACGGUCAUUUCGAUAACCAUGUGCCUCCUAAGCUUGGGUGGCUCUUGGCUUGGGACAAGCCUGACAAUCCCAAUGAACUUAACAAGGUGUACGUAGAAGCCGGACAUCUAACAAAGCUAAUGAAGAUGGAAUGGAGUGAAAUCGAACGAAAACUCGAAGCAUCUCGUAGUGAAAGUCACUGCUGGGACGGCGAAACAGGUGCAUUAGCAGCUGCUGAUAUUAAGAACUAUGGUGAUAAACUUACGUUGCUUCGUGCUACCUUUGAUCAUUCACCAAGCAUCAAGUAAAUUUAUAUACUAAAAUUACUUGUAUUUUAAUAAUGCUGGUUGAAGGAAAUUACAUGUAAUAGCAUCUAUUAUAAUGAACUUGUUAUGUUUUUGAUGAUUA
Spinacia oleracea (spinach) is the source of this 1023-nucleotide messenger RNA. RefSeq names its product jasmonate-induced protein homolog. The record is from RefSeq and is a predicted model, not a curated record. Lineage: Eukaryota; Viridiplantae; Streptophyta; Magnoliopsida; Caryophyllales; Amaranthaceae. The transcript is spliced from 3 exons. The coding region runs from base 282 to 923 and encodes 213 amino acids.